Molecule: messenger RNA, 1290 nt
Organism: Alternaria burnsii
Lineage: Eukaryota; Fungi; Ascomycota; Dothideomycetes; Pleosporales; Pleosporaceae
Product: mitochondrial precursor
Exons: 2
Coding region: 1-1290 (429 amino acids)
Biological process (GO): heme biosynthetic process
Molecular function (GO): protoporphyrin ferrochelatase activity
Source: RefSeq, a predicted model, not a curated record
AUGGCACUUCGCAUAUCUUGCCAGCGCGCCGCAAAGCGUGCCACUUCCAUUACGCCCGCCACAUCUGUCCUCUCAUCAUACAGCGCACAAUGGCGGAGAGGCAAUGCGACAGUUGCCCCUACCCAAGUAACACCUGGCGCUAAGGGACCUACUGCUAUGGUCUUCAUGAACAUGGGCGGGCCAUCGACAACAGACGAGGUCCAUGGCUUUCUGAGCAUGUUGUUCGCCGACAAAGACCUGAUUCCCCUUGGACCCCUCCAGAACUACAUUGGACCCUAUAUUGCACGGAGACGAACACCCAAGAUUCAAAAGCAAUAUGCUGAGAUUGGUGGUGGAUCACCAAUCAGGAGAUGGUCUGAACACCAGGCCGCAGAAAUGUGCAAGAUCCUCGACAAGACCUCACCCGAGACCGCUCCCCACAAGCCCUACGUUGCUUUCCGUUAUGCGAACCCUCUUACCGAAGACACAUACAAGCAAUUGAUAGCAGACGGUUUUGGAGCAGGCAAGGGUGGCCGUGCUGUCGCUUUCACACAAUACCCCCAGUACUCCUGCUCAACUACCGGCUCCUCGUUGAACGAACUCUGGAAAUGGAGGACGAGGCUGGAAGGCAAGCGCGCAAAUGGAGAAACUGGUCAAGAAGUCGAGCCUGAAGGUGCCAUCAAAUGGAGUGUUAUUGACCGCUGGCCGGCACACCCAGGCUUAGUAGAAGCCUUCGCUCAGAACAUCGAAAAGAAGCUCGCGGAAUACCCAGCUGAGCGACGAGACGGCGUUGUCAUCCUCUUCUCUGCCCACAGUCUCCCCAUGACUGUUGUCAACCGCGGUGACCCAUACCCCUCCGAAGUCGCAGCGACUGUAUACGCCGUGAUGCAGCGCCUCGGCAUGAAGCACAAAUACCGCCUUGUAUGGCAAUCGCAGGUCGGCCCUCAACCUUGGCUUGGAGCGCAGACUUCAGACACUGUCAAAGAGUACAUGAAGAAGGGCCAGACAGACAUGCUCCUUGUACCCAUUGCCUUCACUAGCGACCACAUCGAGACGCUAUACGAACUGGACAAGGAGGUCAUUGGUGAGGACGCAGAGGGCCAUGAGGGUGUCAAGCGCGUCGAGAGCUUGAACGAUAGCCCUGUUUUCAUCGAGGCGCUCGCAGACAUCGCAAAGGCACACUUGCAGAGCGGGCAGGCGUGUAGCCCGCAGAUGAUUCUCAGAUGUCCAAAGUGCACGAGUGAGAGGUGUUUGGCACAAAAGGAGUUCUUCGCUGGCCAGACACAACACAUCGAUCCUCCCGCAUCAUAG